This is a messenger RNA of Closterium sp. NIES-65, 339 nucleotides long. The record is from the annotation of a GenBank genome assembly. NCBI's taxonomy places the organism in Eukaryota, Viridiplantae, Streptophyta, Zygnematophyceae, Desmidiales, Closteriaceae.
AUGGGACGAGCGGCCCUUCUGGGGGCUCCUCGUGGCGCUGAACGGUCACGUGGCGGACGACUAGGUCCCGACGCUUUAUCGGAUUGUGGGAUUGCAAGUACAUCUGCUGCUAGAGCAGGCAGGGUUGAGGAUUUUGGGGCGAGAGGAGGAGACGAGUUAGGAGGUAGAGAGGAGGGAAAGGGGGGAAGAAGGAGAGAGGAUGGGGGAGAGGGAGAAGUGAGAGAGGAGGCGGGAGGGGGAGGAUUGAGAGAGGACGGGGGAGGGGGAGGGGGAGGGGGAGGGGGAGGAGAGGCAGGAGGGAGACAAGGAGGGACGGACAGCGAGGCGGUGCUGUGGCAU